AUGAGGCCUGAUAAAGCUGCCGCUGCAUUGUCUUCGGCGUCGUCGUCUUCUUCUCCGGCGAGUUCUUCCUCUAAAGCCGCUGGCGCUGCGGCGCCGGUUGUUGCAGCAGCGUCUCCUAUAGGCAGCGUCGAAUAUACGACGGGCAAUAAUGGCCUCGAGAAGGUGGUUCUCCGCGGCCCCCGUCGCAGUUCCGCUGAGGUGUAUUUGUACGGAGCUCAGGUGAUGUCGUGGAAGAACAAAUUGGGAGAGGAGUUGCUUUUUGUGAGCACAAAGGCUGUGUUCGCGCCUCCGAAGCCAAUGCGCGGGGGAAUUCCGAUUUGCUUUCCUCAAUUUCUCAACAAUGGUAUGAUCGAGCGGCAUGGAUUUGUGAGGACCAGAUUCUGGAGGAUCGAUACGGAUCCACCUCCGCUCCCCACCGCCGCCCCCUGCAGCUCUUUCAUCGACUUGAUUACCGACGAACAAGAUCGCUGGACUUGGCCUCACAAAUAUGAAUUUCGGCAUAGGGUUGCUCUGGGGUACGAAGGGGAACUGCGAUUGACGUCGAGAAUCAGAAACAUAAGACCAGAUGGGAAAUCGUUUUCGUUUACAUUUGCUUAUCAUCCCUACUUGUUUGUUUCGGACAUAAGUGAAGUGCGCGUGGAAGGAGUGGAGACGCUCAACUAUCUUGACCACUUGCGGGACAAAGAGCGUAUUACUGAACAAGCCGAUGCCAUAACUUUUGAAUCCGAGGUGGACAAGGUGUAUAUACUGACCCCGACAAAGAUAGCAAUUUUGGAUCACGAGAGAAAGAAAACCAUUGAACUGCGGAAAGAUGGGCUUUUGGAUGCGAUUGUGUGGAAUCCGUGGGACAAAAAGGCAAAGGCUAUAGAAGACCUUGGGAACCAAGAUUACAAGAGAAUGGUGUGUGUGGGAGCCGCUGCCAUUGAGAAUUUCAUCACACUGAAACCUGGAGAAGAGUGGAAAGGAAGAAUGGAGCUUAACUUCGUUCCUUCUAGCUACUGUAGCGGCCAACUCGACCCUCAGAUAGCUCUCCUUGGCGGCUGA
Molecule: messenger RNA, 1044 nt
Organism: Momordica charantia (bitter melon)
Lineage: Eukaryota; Viridiplantae; Streptophyta; Magnoliopsida; Cucurbitales; Cucurbitaceae
Product: putative glucose-6-phosphate 1-epimerase
Biological process (GO): carbohydrate metabolic process
Cellular component (GO): cytoplasm
Molecular function (GO): carbohydrate binding; glucose-6-phosphate 1-epimerase activity
Source: RefSeq, a predicted model, not a curated record